Aureococcus anophagefferens is the source of this 486-nucleotide messenger RNA. RefSeq lists its product as hypothetical. The record is from RefSeq and is a predicted model, not a curated record. Lineage: Eukaryota; Pelagophyceae; Pelagomonadales; Pelagomonadaceae. The annotation marks the transcript as partial. The transcript has a single exon. Gene Ontology annotation, molecular function: fatty acid synthase activity. Gene Ontology annotation, biological process: fatty acid biosynthetic process.
CUCGCGAACGUGGACGUCGGAGUCGUGCUCGGUAUGAUGAAUUUGGACAAUGCGCAGGUUUCUCUAGUCGCCGGCCCUUACGAUAUGACUGGCAACGGCAUGUCUGCGGCCGGGGCCCGUCUAUCUUUCGUGUUUGCCAUGCGCGGUCCGUGCGUUGCUACAGACACCGCGUGCUCGUCCAGCCUCGUCGCGACGCACCUUGCGGUGCGCCAGAUAGAACACGGCGAGUGUGUUCAUGCGCUGUCGAUAGGAAGCAGCAUGAUUCUGAGCCCGCGCGGCGCGUUUUCCAUGUUUUCCAUCGCUGGGAUGCUGUCGACGCGCGGCCGAUGCCACACGUUCGAUUCCCGCGCAAACGGGUAUCAGCGCGGCGAGGGCUGCGUGAGCAUCGUGAACAGCUCCGUCGGCUCCGAGAACGUGCACCUGGGGUCGAGCUGCCUGCACAAUGGUCGGAGUGCGACAUUCACCGCGCUGAACGGGUCGUCGUAG